AUGGUUGUGUUGAACAAUUUGCUGAGAGCACAGAGAUCGCGAUCUACACCCGAUCUUUUUGAUAAUGAAGAAGAACAGCUUGGUGAAAAAUGGUGGUCAGAAGAAAUAGCUUCGUCUCCUUCAUCGAUAUCAGCCACAGUAUCUUUCACUUCGACCAAUGUAACGUUGAACCCUAAAGAGAUGAAUGUCUCGGGUCUGUCAGUGGCACGAAUCCUUCCGCCCGUGCGCUCGUCCAGUCUGAGUUCAACCAAUACAUCCUCAGCGCCCACCCCUUGUCUUUCAACUCCGACCAGCGACCGUCCCACCAGCAGCAGUAGCCAUAGCACCACCGAUACCUUCACCACCGCCGAAGACGAACUCACCUACUGCAGCAGCCGAAGCAGUCUUAGCUCAUUGUCCCCGGAUGAUGAAGUUAAAUCACUGCUUGAAUGGAAACGCCAAUCAGUCUUGGGCAAUCUGUUCUCCACUCGGCUCAGUCUAUGGGAUAAAAAUGCGAUCUUUGGUCACGUGGAGGAGUUAAUGAAACAGUCGUCGCAACAAGAGGCUCAAGCGAUGGCUGAUAAACUGUGGUCCGAAGACGAAACAACCAUCAAACUGGAAAAAAUUGCUGCUUAUCUUGGACGCUUCGAUCCUUUUUGCCACAAUGUGCUGCAGCUUUAUUUAGAAAAAUUCGAUUUUACCCAUAUGUCUCUCGAUGAUGCGUUUAGAAAGCUCUGUGACAAGUUGUAUUUCAAAGCCGAAGCGCAGGAAAUCGAUCGUAUUCUCGAAUCAUUUGCACGUCGGUACUGGGAGUGUAACCAUCACUCUCUUUUUGGCAAUGCAGAUAUUGUUUAUGCAGUGACUUAUUCAAUGAUGUUGCUAAACACCGACUUGCAUAUCGUUCAUGGAUCGGGUCACAUUCGGAUGACACGAUCAGAAUUCUGUCAAAAUACCAUGCGCACCGUACUGGAUCAUUUAAAUUCCGCCAGAGCCACCACUCCAUUACCGCUCAGUCUGGCACAAUGGCAAAAUCAUAUGGAACAGUGUUUAAAGGAUAUUUACAGCUCUAUAAAGCAACGUGGUGUAUUGCAGGCCAAUGUUCACCAUGCUAUAAAAACCAAACCAACGAUCCUGCAGCGCAUGGGAUCUUUAAAGCAACGCAAACAAGAAAAUAGUGCCGUCUUUGAGCCAGAAAAGAGCAGUAAAUGCUUCGAAGGUUAUUUGAUAUGGAAGGAAUCAUCCGAACAUCUUUGGCACGAAUGCUUUGCUACACUUGAUCACGGAUACCUCCGUCUGCAUGCGCAAACAAAGCGAAUAUCACCGAUCCAUUUGGGUCAUGCAUUGGCUGCCGCCGUUGCAAUCGACGAUUGUUCAUUUGUUCUUCACACCAUUCCUUCAAAGACGUACUUGUUCGCAUGCGCAACAUCAGACGACCGAGAUCGCUGGAUGCAUCAAUGUAAUUAUUGGGCUGCGCGUGAUACCAAGGUACCAUUGCCGGUAGGGAUCAAACACACAGAUUACCAACAGCCAAGUCAUGGCUUGGAUACAUGGACGGUGCCUGCGGCUCCUGCACCCAACGUGCGAAGUUUUCUUAAUACGGCCGACCAGCACGAGGCAAUACGCAAUCAUUUGAAACACUUGCAAGAGGAAUACGAACAACAUCAGGAAUUGCGGACAGUUUUGACUCGAAAGCUCACCAAUUGGCAAGCCAAGCAAGAUUAUUUAAGUCAGGAGAUGCAAAAAUACACAUGUUACGAUCUCGCACUAGAACAGGGGAAGCAACGCAGUGAACCGCCGAGCCUGCUGGACAUUGGCUUGGGGGACAGCCUUUUUGAGGAAAUCAAUGCUGAACUUCAGCUGAGCCAUCUCUCUUGA
Radiomyces spectabilis is the source of this 1854-nucleotide messenger RNA. RefSeq names its product Sec7 domain-containing protein. Gene Ontology annotation, molecular function: guanyl-nucleotide exchange factor activity. Gene Ontology annotation, biological process: regulation of ARF protein signal transduction. The record is from RefSeq and is a predicted model, not a curated record. Lineage: Eukaryota; Fungi; Mucoromycota; Mucoromycetes; Mucorales; Radiomycetaceae. The transcript has 12 exons. Bases 1 to 1854 code for a protein of 617 amino acids.